This is a messenger RNA of Miniopterus natalensis, 303 nucleotides long. It is a transcript of the gene CCL19, whose product is annotated as C-C motif chemokine ligand 19. Gene Ontology annotation, biological process: eosinophil chemotaxis; antimicrobial humoral immune response mediated by antimicrobial peptide; inflammatory response. The record is from RefSeq and is a predicted model, not a curated record. Gene Ontology annotation, molecular function: CCR chemokine receptor binding; chemokine activity. Gene Ontology annotation, cellular component: extracellular region. Lineage: Eukaryota; Metazoa; Chordata; Mammalia; Chiroptera; Miniopteridae.
AUGGCAUCCCAUGCAGCUGCUCUACUGGCCAUCAGCCUGCUGAUUCUGUGGACCUCCCCUGCUCAGGGUGGUGCCAACGACGCAGAAGACUGCUGCCUGUCUGUGACCCAGCACCCUAUCCCUGGGAAUAUCGUGGAAGCCUUUCGAUACCUCUAUGCCAGGGAUGGCUGCAGAUUGUCUGCUGUUGUGUUCAUCACAAAGAGAGGUCGGCAGCUCUGCGCACCCCAAGACCAGCCUUGGGUGAACCGCAUCAUCCAGAGACUGCAAAAGAACUCUGCUAAGAGAAAGCGCCAGAGCAGUUAG